AUGGGCUGCUCCCCUAAUGCUUCACAUUCUCCAGUCUUCUUACUCCUUGGGUUCUCAAGAACUAGAAUCUCUCUAGGUCUCCUUUUCUUCCUGUUCCUGGCUAUUUACCUGGUCACCAUAAUAGGGAACGUGACUCUAGUGCUACUUAUCUCCCGGGACUCCAGGCUCCACUCACCUAUGUAUUAUCUGCUCCGUGGUCUCUCCGUCAUAGACAUGGGGCUGUCCACUGUCACCCUGCCCCAGUUGUUGGCCCAUCUGGCCUCUAAUUACCCAGCCAUUUCUGCUGCCUGCUGCCUGGCCCAGUUCUUUUUCUUCUAUGCAUUUGGAGUUACAGAUACACUUGUUAUUUCUGUCAUGGCUCUGGAUCGUUAUGUGGCCAUCUGUAAUCCCCUGCACUACCAUUCAAUGAUGAGUCGCCAACUCUGUGCCUGCCUACUGGCCUUGAGUUGGGUGGUGUCCAUAGUGCACACCAUGCUGCACGUGGGACUUCUCUUGCCUCUUUACUGGGAUGGGGAUGCUAAGGGCAAUGUUAAACUUCCCCACUUCUUUUGUGACCACCGACCACUUCUGCGAGCCUCUUGCUCUGACAUACAUUCCAAUGAGCUGGCCAUAUUCUUGGAGGGUGGCUUCCUCAUGCUAGGUCCCUGUGCCCUCAUUGUACUCUCCUAUGCUCGCAUUGGGGCCACCAUCCUACGUUUGCCUUCAGCUGCUGGUCGCCACCGGGCAGUCUCCACCUGUGGAUCCCACCUCUCCAUGGUUGGCUUCCUCUAUGGCACCAUCAUCUGGGUCUACUUCCAGCCUCCUUCCCAGAACUCUCAGGAAAAGGACAUGGUGGCUGCUGUGAUGUACACUGCCAUUACCCCUUUGGCCAACCCUUUUGUGUAUAGCCUCCGCAACAAGGAUGUCAAGAGUGCCCUUCACAGGCUGCUUGGACUGGGGAGGGUGGACUCCUGA
Messenger RNA from Lontra canadensis (Northern American river otter), 954 nucleotides. RefSeq names its product olfactory receptor 1B1. Gene Ontology annotation, cellular component: membrane. Bases 1 to 954 code for a protein of 317 amino acids. Gene Ontology annotation, biological process: G protein-coupled receptor signaling pathway. The transcript has a single exon. Lineage: Eukaryota; Metazoa; Chordata; Mammalia; Carnivora; Mustelidae. The record is from RefSeq and is a predicted model, not a curated record. Gene Ontology annotation, molecular function: G protein-coupled receptor activity; olfactory receptor activity.